Molecule: messenger RNA, 4357 nt
Organism: Spea bombifrons (plains spadefoot toad)
Lineage: Eukaryota; Metazoa; Chordata; Amphibia; Anura; Pelobatidae
Product: patatin-like phospholipase domain-containing protein 6
Exons: 35
Coding region: 110-3736 (1208 amino acids)
Biological process (GO): phosphatidylcholine metabolic process
Cellular component (GO): endoplasmic reticulum
Molecular function (GO): phosphatidylcholine lysophospholipase A1 activity
Source: RefSeq, a predicted model, not a curated record
GCUGGAGCGUGAUAACAGGUGAAGAGAAGGUCGAGCAAGUGAGGACAAAGGUGAAACGUAACCCCGGCUACAGAAGCCGCAACAUAACAGAAGCCUGGAUGGGUUGGCAAUGGAUGAACCCGCCAUGAGUUAUAUUCUAGGGGCCGGGCUCUUUGUGGCUGGAGUCUGCACCAUGUCAUUAAUCCUGUACACGUUUCAAGGGAGGCAGACGGAAUCCCCGUUACCAGAAGAACCCCAGCGGCUUCAAGUUCCGAAGAUCCGUGGAAAGCCAAAGAAGCGGAAGAUUUUGUGUACGAAAAAGAGGGGUCGGAGAGGACGUUGGGAGUCUCCUCCCUUGCAUCCCGUGGAUCCUCCACGUGCUCCACUCCUCAGCCCCCCAAAGGAGCCGAUCGCAUCCACGCUGCCCCCUGAGGUCUUGUACAUGUUAAAGAGUAUAAGAGUGCUGGGUCAUUUUGAGAGACCUAUUUUCCUUGCGCUGUGCCAGCACGUGGUGUACGAGCAUUACAGCCCGGGAUCGCUGGUUUUCUGCCCCGGGCAGCCGGACUCCAGCAUUUACAUUGUCCUGGAGGGGAGAGUGGAGCUGUCACUGACCGAUCCCGAUGGCACCCGGCAUUACAUGAAAUCGGUGGGUCCAGGCGAUAACGUGCACAGUCUCCUCAGUAUCCUGGACGUGCUGACGGGUCACCAGCGGCCAUACCGUACAGUAACGGCACAGGCUGUAGAGAAGAGUACCUUACUACGUCUUCCCGUUGAGGCUUUCUGUUCCAUAUUUAAGAGUCACCCCCAGAGCCUGGUACGGACGGUGCAGAUCAUAGCAAUUCGCCUGCAGAGGGUCACCUUCCUUGCUCUACACCACUAUCUGGGUCUCACCAUUGAGCUCUUCCAACAUGCCCCUCAGGAUGAGUCUCAUCCAUCUCAGUCUAAGUCUGUCUGCUCUCGGCGGCCACCGCUUUCAAGAAGCAAAACACAUGACGAAGGCAGCACAGAUAAGUCUUCUAAGUCCCCACCACAAAAACACAAGAGAGCUCCACCCUUAGGACGCUGCAGAUCUGCAUCUUUGGCGGUGCCAGGAACUAUGUCAUCUUCUGGGUUCUGGCGCUCUCUGGAUUGUGAGUUAAAGCAGACUCAUGGUCCUUUCUCUAGUAAAGGAAAAGAAACUCUCACACACUGUUCACCUAUGCUUGAUUCUCUGGAUCCAGAAGACACCCAGGAGAGGAUAACUAAAUUAAUAGAAACCGGAAAGAAACAGAUGGCCGGUCUGAUGGACCUUGAGGAUGUAUCCCUGCUCGAUCACAAGGUGUCUCUCCAUCAUGUGAAGGCUGAUACUGUCAUUGCCAGGCAAGGUGAACAGGGAGUAGGUCUGCACCUCUUGCUGUCUGGCUGUGUCCAUGUUUAUCAGGGCGUCAGUGGCCGCCAGGACUUCUGUAUCUUCGAAACUUGUCCCGGCGAGAUGAUCGGGCAGCUUACGGUUCUAACCGGAGAACCUUUGAUCUUCACCAUGAAAGCUGUGAGAGACAGCUCGUUUCUGUGUCUGAGUCGUACUCAUUUCUACCAGAUCCUGCGCUCGCAUCCUCAUGUCCUGCUUUCCGUGGCUCAUUCGGUGGCCCGGCGCGUUUCUCCCUUUGUGCGUCAGGUGGAUUUCUCAAUAGACUGGAUUGGAGUGGAGGCCGGGAAAGAACUCUAUAGGAUGGGAGACCCUUCUGACUGCACCUACAUCACUCUAAACGGGCGCCUCCGUUCCGUGAUCGAGCACCCGGAUGGGAAGAAGUCUGUGGUGGGGGAGUAUGGCCGCGGACAGCUGAUUGGAAUGGUGGAAGCUUUAACCCACAGACCGAGAGCCAAGUCUGUCUAUGCGGUGCGAGACUCUGAACUGGCGAAAGUACCGGAUGGGGCCUUGUCUUACAUCAAGAGGAGAUACCCACAGGUGGUAACAAGACUGAUUCAUAUUUUAAGCCAGAAAAUCCUCGGAAACCUUCAGCAAUCAGAAGACAAUGCAGAUCCUGGUAAUCUUACUAGUAAUCUUUGCACGGUCUGUGUCUUACCCUGCAGUAAUGAAGUACCCCUCACUGCUUUCACCCUGGAGCUCAAACAUGCGCUAGAUGCCCUCGGUCCGACAUUAGUUCUUACAAGUGACAUCAUCAGGACACGGCUUGGAUCAUAUGCCUUGGAAAGCACACAUGAAUGUCAGCUGUCCAGUUGGCUGGCCCAACAAGAAGACCUCCAUCGUAUGGUUCUAUACCAGACUGACUCCAGUCUAACACCGUGGACCGUCCGCUGCAUCCGGCAGGCAGAUUGCAUUCUGGUUGUUGGUUUGGGGGAAGAGGAGCCAGUUCUGGGUGAGCUGGAAAAGUUCCUGGAAACGUCCCCAAUUCGAGCGCUAAAACAGUUGGUUCUCCUCCACCGAAUGGAUGGUCCUCCACCGCGUGGCACCGUGCACUGGCUUACGGCGAGGACAUGGCUUUCGGGACACUUUCAUAUCCGAGGGCCAAAGCGUGUGUUUAUCCCAAGACCUCCUCACAAAAUGCACGAGCUGUACACCAAGGUCCUGCAGAAGGCUGCCGACCGCCACAGCGAUUUCUCGCGGCUCGCGCGCGCUCUGACCGGAAAUACAAUAGCUCUGGUUCUAGGAGGAGGUGGUGCCAGAGGCUUUUCCCAUGUUGGAAUGAUAAAGGCCCUGGAGGAAGCCGGCAUCCCGGUAGACAUGGUUGGCGGAACAUCCAUUGGUGCAUUGGUUGGAGGUCUGUAUGCUGAUAGACAGAGCGCCCGUCAGACCAAAGAGUGGACGUGCAAAUGGGCAAAGAUGAUGUCUUCACUGCUUCGGACAGCUAUGGACCUCACCUACCCCAUUGCUUCACUUUUAUCAGGCUCUGCCUUCAAUUCCGCUUUGCAAAACCUCUUUGGGGAGAAACAAAUCCAGGAUUUAUGGUUGCCGUAUUUCAGCAUCACCACAGACAUCACGUCUUCCACCAUGCGGAUCCAUAGGGAUGGCUGCCUGUGGCGUUACGUCAGAGCCAGUGCCUCCUAUACCCCUUAUUUGCCACCUCUCUGUGACCCUCAGGACUCUCACCUCUUAUUGGACGGCUGUUACGUGAAUAACCUGCCAGCCGACGUGGCUCAUUCCCUCGGAGCCCGCACUGUGUUAACAAUAGACGUUGGGCAGCAGGAAGAAUGGGAGACUUGGAACUAUGGGGACAGUCUGUCCGGUUGGUGGCUGCUUUUCAAACGAUUUAACCCAUGGGGCGAAAAGGUCAAGGUUCCGGACAUGGCUGAGCUGCAGUCCCGCUUGUCCUAUGUAUCGUGUGUCCGCCAACUGGAACAGGUGAAGCUCAGUGGAUACUGCGAGUAUCUGAGUCCUCCUGUCCAACGAUUCAACACUACUGAUUUCCACCGCUUCCAGGAGAUUCACGAUGUGGGCUAUGAGUACGGAAAACUUAUUUUUACUGAAUGGCAUCGUGGUGAUGUCAUAGAAAAAAUGCUGCAGGACAGGACUGCCACUGAAUUUUACCAGUGUCAAGAGAGAGAUACCGGAAUGGUGCCAGGUUUCACAGACCUGGCUGAAAUGAUCUCUCGCAUUGAACCUGCUGCCAGUCGCAAAUUGUUGCCAGGGGAGAAAGAAGGUGAAUUCAUGUGCAGUGGAGACACAGAUACACCAGAUGAAGGAAAGAGAGUCUGUGAAACGGAUGAAGAGAAGACAUUAAGAAUGCAAAAGGAGCAGGGCCUGGGAGGUGAACGGUGACAUCCUAAACGUUCUUACCCUGCGGAAGACGCUCUCUCUUAACCCUCACACACCAAAGGGCAUUGCUUAUUUAUUUCGUGAGGCUGCUUGUUCCGUUUUGUUGCAUUUCAGCCGGCUCUUGUAGACAAUAAUUUACCAAACAAUACAUACGCUUAGGCUCUAUAUAUGUAGGUUUGUUGUGUUUGGCCAAAACACCAACUCUCCUACCUAGAGGCCGGAAAAUGGAUUUUACUAAACUGUUUUUAAAGGAAAUAGUCCAACAUACUUUGUUAUACCUUGUAGUGGGUCAACGUUCAUAAAGUAACAUGCAAAGUCACACAAGCUUUCAAGAAGUUCCUUGAUGUCUGAAUAUUGGCUCGUUAAAGGUAUCGCAAACUUCUUUGGACUACUUAUUUACUGAGUAAGAUCUCACCUUCAGCUUAUUCCUAAUAUUUCAUUGACAUUGAGGGUUCUUGGCUAAAUUGCUUGAUGUACUCCAAGGCAGGAGUUUGGUUUUUGGGGUUCCAGUAAUCUCCUCUUUUUAUUUCUUAUGCCGUGGUCACCACACGCACAAGCUUAAUGACUGUUUACUUUUAUACAUGGUUUUAUAUUUAAUCAUUAAAAUACGAGAGUGUUCAAUGU